This is a messenger RNA of Glossina fuscipes, 921 nucleotides long. RefSeq lists its product as uncharacterized. Gene Ontology annotation, biological process: tricarboxylic acid cycle; mitochondrial electron transport, succinate to ubiquinone. Lineage: Eukaryota; Metazoa; Arthropoda; Insecta; Diptera; Glossinidae. Gene Ontology annotation, cellular component: mitochondrial envelope; membrane. The transcript has 3 exons. Gene Ontology annotation, molecular function: ubiquinone binding; heme binding. Bases 120 to 920 code for a protein of 266 amino acids. The record is from RefSeq and is a predicted model, not a curated record.
AGCGAAGCUGAAUUAAUUGACUUUGCUGGUGUGAUUAGACGGAUUAACCUGAUGAGAUUUAAUAAAUAGAUUCUUUUGGUUCAAUAAUUCAGAUUUGUAAGGGCACAGGACUUCAUGCAAUGCCUUACAUACAUUUUUACAAGCAAAUGUAUCUUUCUUAUUUAACCGAAGCGAUAACUGUCAAUUUUUUUAAAACUUGUCAAAGAUUUUAUUUCUAUUACAUCAGAGUAAAAUUUUUUCUGAAAUCAGUUGAACGGCUUAAAAUACAAGAAAUACUUCUAAUCUUUACUAUGCUUUUCAAUCAUAAAAUGUCGUUAACUUUCAUUAGGAAGAGCUUUCAAGCCUAUAAAGGCUGUCGUUUUUUUGGCACUAUAAAGAAUACCCAUUUUUACAAUUCAAAUUCAAUUGCAUAUCCGAAAGAAAACUACGGACUCCUUAAGCCAGUGAAAAAAUUAUUACCAUUUGCAAUUAUUAAACGUCAUGGAUUGGUGAAUGUACGUAUAAGAGAAUAUCCGUCUAAUCGCCGUUAUACCAUUAUAUGGAUAUUGGAACAAAUUGCAAAUGUGAGUUUGAUUUUCCUUAUGCCAACUGCAUUUUUGUGUGAUAAUAAGGAAAUUGACUUCGCUAUGGGUAUUGCGGCUUUAUUGCAUUCCUAUUGCGGAAUGCAGUCGGUGAUAAGUGAUUAUAUGCGCUCCGCUGUCGUCGGCAAAGCAUUACCAAUUAUUACCAGAGUUCUAGUGGUAAUCUUUUCUAUUGCGGCACUUUGUGGUUUAUAUCAACUAGUUUAUGACGACAUCGGCAUUGCGCCCACAAUUAAAAAAUUCUGGGUAAUUACAGGACCGAAAGAGCCAGAGCCUGCUCCACAAGAAGUCGAAAAGGUUCACCCAAAGAAAAGAUGGUUUAGACGAAAGAGCGAAUAGA